This is a messenger RNA of Marchantia polymorpha subsp. ruderalis, 2657 nucleotides long. The record is from the annotation of a GenBank genome assembly. NCBI's taxonomy places the organism in Eukaryota, Viridiplantae, Streptophyta, Marchantiopsida, Marchantiales, Marchantiaceae.
ACCUGCGUAUUCCACUGGACUUCCGCUCGGAAGAUAAAAACUUACUGCCGCAAAGCGAGGGAGCAGUUUCAGUUGACAGAAAAAUUUAGUCGAGGACCGACUCGCCGAUUCAACUGACACCGCGGAAGCCGGUGAAGGCCUGCAUCACGAGAAUUCGCCUCGAACAAAUCUAAGCACUACAAUUUUGGGAAAAGUAAAUUUACAGAGAGGAUGGCGGGAGACGCUAGUGCCGACGCGAGGAGCUUGGAAUUCACUCCGACAUGGGCCGUCGCGACUGUUUGCACUGUUUUUGUUGUGAUCUCGUUGAUUAUCGUGAAAAUUAUCGAGAAGGUGGAAGAGAAUCUCAAACAUGGGAAACGAAAACCACUCCUGCAAGCCCUGGAUAAGAUGAAAGAAGAGUUGAUGCUUCUGGGAUUCAUCUCGCUUCUACUGACGGUGUUCCAAAAUUACGUCGCCAGUAUUUGCGUGAAGUCAUCUGUUCUUGAGAAAUUCACACCCUGUCAUCUGUCUGACAAAAAAAAGGCCUAUUCGGAAACUCCACCAGCGAGCGAAUCUCCACCAGCGAGCGACGACACGGCCCACAGAAGACUUCUCGAGUAUCUGGCGGAUUCUCUGAUCGGAAAUGAAUUGGAGCCUCCCGUCUGGCGAAGGGAGUUGGCCGCUGCCGCUCCCUCUUCUUGCCCUGCAGGCAAAGAGUCAUUUGUGUCGACGACUGGACUGCAUCAACUCCACACCUUCAUUUUUGUACUGGCGGUUGUACAUGUGGUCUACAGUUUGAUCGCGAUGGGUCUCGCCAUGGCCAAGGUCAGGAGUUGGAGUGCUUGGGAGUUGGAGGCACAUAGCAACACUCACGAUGACUUGACAGAAAUCACUAAGACGCUUACCAUGAAGCGUCAAUCUACUUUUGUUACAUAUCACACAUCGAAACCCUGGAGCAGAAAUAGAUUCUCAGUUUGGAUUGUUUGUUUUUUCCGACAAUUUGGUAUCUCUGUUACACGAGCAGAUUACCUUACUCUUCGCUUGGGAUUCAUCAAGAAUCACAACACAGGUCACAAAUUCAACUUCCACCAGUACAUGAUUCGUUGCAUGGAAGACGAAUUCAAGGAAAUUGUGGGAAUCAGUGCUUGGUUAUGGGCUUUCGUGGUGGCCUUUUUGCUCUUCAACGUGAAUGGGACGAAUUUAUAUUUUUGGAUGUGCUUCAUUCCUGUUGUGCUGGUCAUCGUUGUCGGCACCAAGCUUCAGCAUAUCAUUGCAACACUAGCCUUGGAGAAUGCAAUGGUCAAGGGCCCCCUUCCGAGCAUCCGGCCUCGAGAUGAACUCUUUUGGUUUAAGACCCCGACGCUGCUUCUCAAGCUGAUCCACUUUAUAUUGUUCCAGAAUGCAUUUGAACUUGCAACCUUUAUCUGGUUUUGGUGGCAAUUCGGAUUCACUUCAUGUCUAUUGGAAAAUAAGACCUACGUCUACAUUCGAAUCGGACUUGGGGUGUUGACCCAGAUUCUGUGCAGCUACAGCACUCUGCCUCUAUACGCCCUUGUAACCCAGAUGGGAUCUCACUACAAGCAUUCCAUCUUCCAAAACGAUGUCAAGGAGAAGCUACAUAACUGGAGGAAGGGAGCCAAGAAGAGAGCUAAGUUGGGCACCCUUUCAGAAGAGAGUUCGUAUGCUGGGGAUGACAGUAGGGACGGAAAUUCAGGAGCGGGAUCCAUGACACCCGAAGAAGGGUCCGUUCCCCAUGAAAGCCGAUUUGAUCCGAGAACCGGAGAACAGAUGGCCAGAGAAGCACAGAUGGCCAGGGAGUAUAGCAUGCAAGAUGAAGGAUUAAGGCAUCAGAGAUCACAAUCGGAGUCAGUUGUUACCCAGCAAGUGCCGGGUGAUAUAGAGAUGCAGCAACCAGGUUCUGAGAAGAAAUUCUUAAGGACACUCUCCCAGUCCUUGCUUGGUAGCAGGCAAAGCGAUGACUCCAAAUUGCCCUAUUUCAAGGCGUUUACCGUCCAGGUUGAUAACAGCCCCCCUGAUGGUCGUCAAGGAGGUUCGAGCUACACACCCAAGGGUCCUGCCAAAGAAGGACAAGAUAUCUCUCCUCUUUUUCCUUGGCACCGGCGUAAGUGAAAAAGCUCUGUCUCCUGAAGGGACAUUUCAGAAGACAGAUUUAGUUCACUUUUGCUCAAGGAAAGCCAACACAGUGCAUAGAUGCCACAGUCCGCAGAUUGUGCUCAUUGUGCCUGAAUUUAUGAAACUGUGGGCGAGUUGAGGAGACACGGAUCUCGGACGGAUGGGAAGUAAUGUACCUGAGAACAAUGGAUCGCUGUCAAGUUUAUUGACUCGUGUAGAUGUUUACAUCAAUAGGAUUUCGUAGGAGUUUGUCUCGGCAGGAUCAGUUCUUAGACAGAUUGUUAGUGACGCCCUCUGUAGAUAUUUUGCCGUCCUUCGAAGGGGACCAUUUUCGACCAUUCAGAGAAAGGAUGUCAGACCAUGUCUCUGACACUCAGAGCUUACUUCGUCAGAGAUUUGGUUAGGCUCUCACGGCAACUUAGUUUGUACCCUACAUGUCCAAAAGCAUGUCAGAGAGAGAUGUGUGUAUGAUUCUCAGUUCUUUGCUUCCUUGCAAGAUCAGCGAUUGAUUUUCGAUUGUAAAUUACAAUACCAAGCACUUCGUU